This is a messenger RNA of Myxozyma melibiosi, 1431 nucleotides long. RefSeq lists its product as uncharacterized. Lineage: Eukaryota; Fungi; Ascomycota; Lipomycetes; Lipomycetales; Lipomycetaceae. Bases 80 to 1297 code for a protein of 405 amino acids. Gene Ontology annotation, biological process: tRNA dihydrouridine synthesis. Gene Ontology annotation, molecular function: tRNA dihydrouridine synthase activity; flavin adenine dinucleotide binding. The transcript is spliced from 2 exons. Gene Ontology annotation, cellular component: cytoplasm. The record is from RefSeq and is a predicted model, not a curated record.
ACAACAACAACAACAACAACAACAACAACAACAAGAAAAGAAGAAGGAUAUAACUACUACUAAAAGCAUUAGUACUGUCAUGGCUAUCCUCAACUACGCCGGCAAGCUCAUCCUGGCUCCGAUGGUCCGCUCCGGCGAGCUUCCCACUCGACUACUCUCACUACGCUACGGCGCAGAUCUCGUCUGGUCACCCGAGAUCGUCGACCAUAAAAUCGCCAUCUGCGCGCGCGAACCCAACCCUCGACUAAAAGCCGUCGACUUUGUCGCCCGGUACCCAAACAAGCCCGACCAAGUCGUCCUGCGCGCCCACAGUCUCGAGCGCUCGCGGCUCGUCUUCCAGCUCGGCACAUCCGACCCCGAGCUUGCGGUGAAAGCAGCCACAGUGGUCGCCGCCGACGUCGCCGGCAUCGAUCUCAACGCGGGCUGUCCGAAGCAUUUCUCGGUGCACUCUGGCUCCGGCGCAGGCCUGCUCAAAACCCCCGACAAGCUCGUCGCGAUCCUCGAGGCGCUCGUGGCCGAGGUCGGGAGAAAGUUUGGGAUCGGGAUUUCAGUCAAGAUUCGUAUUCUCGAUACCCCCGAAGACACAUUCACGCUCGUCAGGCGGCUCGUCAAGACAGGCAUCUCUGCGCUGACAGUGCACUGCCGAAAAGUCCCCAUGCGGCCGCGCGAGCGGGCAAUCAGAGAAGGAUAUCUGGCGCAGAUCGCCGAGAUUUGCCACGAAGCGGGCGUGGUCUGCGUCGCCAACGGAGACGUCUACUGCGGUGGUGAUCUCGAGCGGUUGAAGAAAGAGUACGGCGUCGACAGCGCGAUGAUUGCGACGGCGGCCGAGAAGAAUAUGUCGUGUUUCUCUGCGUCGGAGAAGGAGGAAGUGCGGCCGUGGCGGGAGAUGGUGUGCGAGUUUCUGGCGGUGGCGAAGGCGGUCGACAAUAAUCUCACAAACACAAAGUACUUGCUCCGAAACAUGCUUCCUGGUAAAGUACCAGAGAGACAGACUAUGGCCAACGCGAGGGACUACGAGCAAAUGUUUGAAGUUUUUCAGAUGAAGAAGGACGAGGGGGAUAUGAAGUGGGCUUCUAUCGAGCAGUUGCUGGCCAACAUGAGCCAGAGCCAGAGCCAGAGCCAGAGCCAGAGCGAGAGCCAGAGCCAGAGCCAGAGCCAGAGCCAGAGCCAGAGCCAGAGCAGUCGGAAGCGCGAGGCUGAGAAUGGUAAAGAGAUUGAGGAAGAGCAAGAGCUGAGGGUGAAGCGGUUCGAUGGAGUCGAGCAGGUGCAGUCCACAAACAAUGCUAUUGCUAUAUAGUCAAUACAUUUCCUAAAUAAGUAUAUACGCUACAUUUCCUAAACGAGCACGUCGGAUGCGGACGAUGACGUCAUCGGGAGAAAGGUGGAGCACCGGGUGUCGCGUGCCAGGCUUCCGACAGCAAGAGAUCAGAG